CCAGCCGCUGGGGAGCGGUGCUGCCCCAGGGCCAAGGGUGGAGCUUUCCUGGUAGGGAAAGGGCUGGGCCCAGCCUACAUGUGAGGGCAGGACAAAGUGACGGACGGCGGUCCCCUGAGAGGUCUGGGUGACAAACACUGCCGGCCUGAUUCCCGGGUUCCCCCUGCAACUCUGAGCUGCGGAUCACGGAGUACCCCAGAUUCUCGGAACUCAAUCCCGGAUUUCAGAUCCUCAGGACCUUGCAAGUCUGAGCUCAGAUUUCUCCCUGGACUCCAGAUUUCCGGAACAGGACGUCCGACUGAUCUCCAGAUCCCGUAGGAGAUUCUCGGAUCUCGACUGGAUUCCCAAUCCCGAGAUCCCUGGAUCCACCGCCCCAGCCUCGUGUCCUGCCCCAGUUUCCCAGGACCCGGCACGCCGCGCCUGAGCGCCCUCGCAUGGCGGGGCAGUGCACCGGGUCCGGGACCUUGGAGCGAGCGGGCAGUUGCUGGCAGGACCCGCUGGCCGAAGCGCUGAGCCGGAGCCGGCCGCUAGCUACCCCACCAGGCCGGAGCUGCGCUCGGAGCCGGCCUCUCAGCGUGGUCUACGUGCUGACCCGGGAGCCGCGGCCCGGGGUGGAGCUUGGGGCGGGAACCCAGGCGGAGCCGCUGCCUCUCCGUUGCCUGCGCGAGGCUUGCGCGCAGCUCCCAGGGCCACGGCCACCGCCACAGCUGCGCAGCCUGCCCUUUGAGACCUUGGCCCUGGGAGACACGGCCGCGAUGGACUCCUUCUACAACGCGGACGUGGUGGUCCUGGAGGUGAGCAACUCCCUGGCACAGCCCUCCCUAUUCUACCACCUUGGUGUGCGUGAGAGCUUCAGCAUGACCAACAACGUGCUCCUCUGCUCCCAGGCCGAGCUCCCUGACCUGCAGGCCCUCAGAGAGGAUGUUUUCCAGAAGAAUUCGGAUUGUGCUGGUAGCUACACACUGAUCCCCUACGUGGUGACAGCCACUGGUCGGGUGCUAUGUGGUGAUGUGGGCCUUCUGAGGGGCCUGGCUGAUGGGUUGGUUCAGGUUGGGGUGGGCACCGAGGCCCUGCUCACUCCCCUGGUAUGCCGGCUUGCUCGCCUGCUGGAGGCCACUCCUACAGACUCCUGUGGCUAUUUCCGGGAGACCAUUCGGCAGAAUAUCCGGCAGGCUCGGGAGAGGUUCAGUGGGCAGCAGCUGCGGCAAGAGCUGGCUCGUCUGCAGCGGAGACUGGACAGUGUGGAGUUGCUGAGCCCUGACAUCAUCAUGAACCUGCUGCUUUCCUACCGUGAUGUGCAGGACUACUCAGCCAUCAUCGAGCUGGUGGAGACCCUACAGGCCUUGCCCACCUGCGAUGUGGCUGAGCAACACAAUGUCUGCUUCCACUACACAUUUGCCCUCAACCGGAGGAACAGGCCUGGGGACAGGGAGAAAGCUCUGAAUGUGCUGCUGCCACUGGUUCAGUGUGAGGGCUCUGUGGCACCCGAUCUGUACUGCAUGUGUGGCCGUGUCUACAAGGACAUGUUCUUCAGCUCUGGCUUCCAGGAUGCUGGGUACCGGGAGCAGGCCUAUCACUGGUAUCGCAAAGCCUUUGAUGUGGAACCCAGCUUGCACUCCGGCAUCAAUGCUGCUGUGCUCCUCAUUGCGGCCGGGAAGCACUUUGAGGACUCUGAGGAACUGCAGCUGAUAGGCAUGAAGCUGGGCUGCCUGCUGGCCCGCAAAGGCUGUGUGGAGAAGAUGCAAUAUUACUGGGAUGUAGGUUUCUACCUGGGAGCCCAGAUCCUUACAAAUGACCCCAUCCAGGUGGUGCUGGCUGCAGAGCAGCUGUAUAAGCUCAAUGCCCCCAUAUGGUACCUGGUGUCAGUGAUGGAAACUUUCCUGCUCUACCAGCACUUCAGACCCACACCAGAGCCCUCUGGAGGACCCCUGUGUCGAGCACACUUCUGGCUCCACUUCUUGCUACAGUCCUGCCAGCCAUUCACGACAGCCUUUCCCAAGGGGGACCAGUGUUUGGUGAGGCCUUUGGGAAUGGGGGAACUGGGAGAGGAUCAAACCCAUUCUGAUGGGACUCCUCAAUUCCACUGCCUGCAGGUGCUGGUCCUGGAGAUGAACAAAGUCCUGCUGCCGGCAAGACUUGAGUUUCAGGGUAUGGACCCUGUCAGGGCAGUGACCCUAAGGCUGCUGGAGCCUGAGACCCAGGACAACCCCUCUAGCUGGACCUUCCCAGUGGCCUCCAUCUGCGGAGUCAGCGCCUCCAAGCGGGACGAGCGCUGCUGCUUCCUCUGUGCUCUUCCUCCGGCUCAGGACGUCCAGUUGUGCUUCCCCAGCGUAGGGCACUGCCAGUGGUUCUGCGGCCUGAUCCAGUCUUUGGCAACGAAUCCAGAUUCCGCGGCGCCCGCGGAGGAGGCGGCGGCGGGUGUAGGGGAGGUGCUGGAGUUUGAUUAUGAAUACACGGAGACUGGCGAACGGUUAGUGCUGGGCAAAGGCACUUACGGUGUAGUGUACGCAGGCCGCGAUCGGCACACGAGGGUACGCAUCGCUAUCAAGGAGAUCCCGGAGCGAGACAGCAGGUUCUCUCAGCCUCUGCAUGAAGAAAUCGCUCUGCACAAACGCCUGCGCCACAAGAACAUCGUGCGUUAUCUGGGUUCAGCCAGCCAGGGCGGCUACCUCAAAAUCUUCAUGGAGGAAGUGCCUGGAGGCAGCCUCUCCUCCUUGCUGAGGUCAGUGUGGGGACCCCUGAAGGACAAUGAGAGUACUAUCAGUUUCUACACCCGCCAGAUCUUGCAGGGACUCAGCUAUCUACAUGACAAUCGGAUUGUGCACCGAGACAUCAAGGGGGACAAUGUGCUCAUCAACACCUUCAGUGGUCUGCUCAAAAUUUCGGACUUUGGUACCUCCAAACGACUGGCGGGCAUCACACCCUGUACUGAGACCUUCACAGGAACCCUGCAGUAUAUGGCCCCAGAAAUCAUUGACCAGGGCCCACGAGGAUAUGGGAAGGCAGCUGACAUCUGGUCAUUGGGCUGCACUGUAAUUGAGAUGGCCACAGGUCGCCCACCCUUCCAUGAGCUAGGGAGCCCACAGGCUGCCAUGUUUCAGGUGGGCAUGUACAAGGUACACCCGCCAAUGCCCAGUUCUCUGUCAGCUGAGGCCCAAGCCUUCCUCCUCAGAACAUUUGAGCCAGACCCCCAUCUCCGAGCCAGUGCUCAAGCACUGCUGGGGGAUCCCUUCCUGCAGCCUGGGAAGAGGAGCCGCAGCCCUGCCUCCCCCCAUCAUGCUCCUCGGCCCUCAGAUGCCCCUGCAGCCAGUCCCAUUCCUUCGGCUGACCCCACCACUCAGUCCCAGACAUUCCCGCAGCCUCAGGCACCCUCUCAGCACCCACCCAGCCCCCCAAAACGCUGUCUCAGUUAUGGGGACACCAGCCAGCUCCGGGUACCGGGGGAGCCUGGGGUCGAGGAGCCUACUUCCCCGGAAGAGAGUUCAGGGCUGAGCCUGCUACAUCAGGAGAGCAAGCGCCGAGCCAUGCUGGCGGAGGUGCUGGAACAGGAGCUGCCAACGCUCGCGGAGAAUCUGUGCCUGGAGCAGGGACAGGGUUCCCGACUGAGCAGGAAUCAUGUGGAACAUCUGCUCCGCUGCCUGGGGGCACACAUCCAUACUCCCAAUCGUCGGCAGCUGGCCCAGGAGCUGCGGGCGCUGCAAGCGCUUCUGCGGGCGCAGGGCCUUGGGUCUACACUUCUGAAUGGACCGCUCUUCGCCUUCCCAGAUGCGGUGAAGCAGAUCCUCCGCAGGCGCCAGAUCCGCCCACACUGGAUGUUUGUGCUGGACUCACUGCUCAGCCGCGCUGUGCGGGCAGCCUUGGCGGUGCUGGACCCCGAGGUAGAGAAGAAGGAAGUCUCAGGGGAAUUGAGUAAAGAAGGGGAGUCUCAGCAGAAGCAACAAGAAUCUCCUGUCUUGCGGAGUAGUGGACUCACAGAAGGAGAGCAAGGCCCGCCUCCUCUGAUAGUACAGUUGGGCCUCUUGCGGGCAGAGACUGACAGACUUCGGGAGGUCCUGGCAGAGAAGGAACGGGAGUGCCAGGCCCUGAUAUACCAGACUCUACAUCGGGUGAAUGCAGAGGCCAGGACCUAUGCCCUCAUCUCAGAGCCCCCAGAUGCCCUCCCAAAGGACCAGGGCUUGGUGCAGUGGUUACAGGGGCUAAAGGUGGAUUCAGGCACCAUCCAAACGCUGCUGAACCACAGUUUCACCCUCCGUGCCCUGCUCACCUGUGCCACUCGAGAUGACCUCCUCUAUACCGGCAUCAGGGGAGGGAUGGUAUGCCGCAUCUGGAGAGGCAUUUUGGCACAGCGAGCAGGAUCUGCACCAGUUACCCCUGGACCCUGGGAGUCUGAAUGAAGGCAUCAGAGGCAGAAAAGACCCAUGGACAGAUGGACAGAGAAGACUUGAGCAGCCUCUGACAUACCUGCGCAGGACCAGGGGCAAGAGCAGAAGACCAAGCAAAUGGGGCAGGGUAGUGCCCAGACCUAGCACUGGUGGGGGGAGCAAACUACGGAGGCAUCCAAGCACAAGCACAACCAAAGACUAUUAAACAGAACUCUUUCAUA
Messenger RNA from Ictidomys tridecemlineatus (thirteen-lined ground squirrel), 4603 nucleotides. It is a transcript of the gene Map3k6, whose product is annotated as mitogen-activated protein kinase kinase kinase 6. Gene Ontology annotation, molecular function: MAP kinase kinase kinase activity; ATP binding. The record is from RefSeq and is a predicted model, not a curated record. Lineage: Eukaryota; Metazoa; Chordata; Mammalia; Rodentia; Sciuridae. Gene Ontology annotation, biological process: MAPK cascade; cellular response to stress; protein phosphorylation.